AUCUCCUCCUCCUCCUUUUUCUCCUCCUCCUCCUCCUCCACCUGUCGCGCUCCUGGCCAAGGGAGGAAGAGGGCUCAAAUCGUGGCUGGUCCUGUCCCUUCCUUUCCUGUCCUGUCCUUUCCAGAGGCUGCUUGGCGGCGUUUCCGGGCGGAGCGCGCGGCCCCUCCUUGCCCUGCCCCAGGCGCCCCGGUCUCGCGCGCCUCCUGGCCACGCGCCAAGCAGMCCCCCCCCCCCUCCUCCUCCGCGAAGGGAAACGCCGAGACCGGCAGCUUGGGCCUCGCUCCGUCACGCGCGACCGAAGGGUUUCCCACCUAAAGCCUUGCCUCCAGGUUUUUUUGCUUCCCCCACGGCGCAGUGUGUGAAAGUCAUGCAAGACUCUUGGGAAAAGGUUUUAUGAUGAUGAUUUACAUCAAGAAAUCAACAAAAUGAAAUUUGGAAAAAUAUGCAUAAAGAAAACUGCCAGUCACAUUCUAAUGCCACUGAAGAAAAAGUUGUGAAGCAAUGGAAAGAUCAGACAAGCAAAAUGGACUCUUUGAAACAGCCCUUGGAGAGGGCAAGGAGGAGGAUGGAACUGGCUCUGUUUCCUCGUCGCCUCUUCCUCUCUGCUUGAACAAUAUGGAAAUGCUGGAAAAGGCCAGGGAGCUCUUCCGUCUCUGUGACAAGGAGGAAAAGGGCUUUAUUACCAAAGCUGACAUGCAACGAUUGCAGUGUGAGCUGCCUCUCACCACCGAACAACUAGAAGCUGUUUUUGAUAACCUGGAGCAAGACAAUAAUGGUUAUCUCACCCCAGUUGAAUUCAGUAUGGGACUAGGAAAAUUCAUUGGAAUUGAGCAGUACCAAAGCCCGGAAAACACCAGACAUGAGGAGACAUUUGAGUCCGGCUGGUCAGAUGAUUUGGAUCAGACAGAUGAGGAGGAAAAGAGGUUUUGCUCCCUGCUGGAACAACUAGAUGCAUCUCAAGUCUUUGAAGAUCAGAGUGAGGUCCAGGAGCUUUGGGCUCGCCUUCGGAAAGAACAACCAGAGCUCUUGGCCACUUUUGAAGAAUUUAUUUUCCGCAUUUCCUCAUAUCUCAAGGAUGUACAACAGGAGAAAGAGUCCAUGGAACUGGUGUUAAAAAGGCGGGAGACAGACCAUGACAGAGAAAUCAGGUGCCUCUAUGAAGAAAUGGAGCAGCAAAUUAAAGCAGAAAGAGAACACCUGCUCUUCCAGGUAAACUCCUUCCUCACUCUUUGGACAAAAGCUCCUGAGCUGAAGGCCACGUGCUGCUCUCAAUUGUUAAAUCAAGGAGCCAAAUCCUGGAUCCUUCCUGCACUCUGGGGACUUAUUUUAUGGAGGACAUGGGAAAGAAGCAAAAAAUAAAACCUAUUCAUCUACUCUUUGCAGGGGUCCACAAAGCAGGACAAGAGCAGCCUGCUCCAGAAGGAGCUGCGGAACAAAGAACAAGAAUUUGAGAAAAUACUUUAUCAUCAGAAAAAGCUGGAGCAUCAGUUACAGUCCCUGAACUCAGAGCAGCUGGAGAUAAGAGUGCAAAAUGAGAGGCUACAGAUUCUGAAUGAAAGCCUUCUGGAUCAGCUGGAGAGAAGCAGAUGGGAGCUGGAGGUAGCCCAGAGUCACCUUCAGCACCUACAGAAAGAAGCCCAGCUUGAACAGGAACAGAAGGACAGGGAUGUGUUUCAAGUCUCUAAGAAUAUGCAGAAAGAAAAGAAAAGUCUGCUGCGACAACUGGAACUUCUCAGGGAGAUGAACAAGAAGUUGAGAGAUGAGAGGGACGCUUUCGAAGCCAAGAAGCUGACCAUUACUGAGAGGAAAAAGUCCCUGUGGAAGAAAGGGUCAAUGAUAGGCAAAUACCUAGUGGAAGAGAAGCCAGCCAAAUGUCAGCUUUUUCCUGGAGAUUUUCCUCUUGUCCUGCCCGAAGAUACUAUAAUGGAAGAACCUACCAACAACAAUUGUAAAUUCUUUCUGAAAAGCACGACCAAUUUGAAGGAUGGAAGAGGAGCUAAUCUAUCAGCGGAACAAUGUACAGCUUUUAGGAAAGCAACAGAGAAGCAGAAAAUUUCGGGAAGUGGUGGGACCCCAAGGUCUCUGAACAACAAUAAGAAUAGGAGAGAGAUGCAUGAGACCAUGGAUUUUAUGUUCCCAAAGGGGAAGCCCAUGGGCUAUGAUGCUAAGAGAUAUGAAUCUUCUCCUGAUCGUGUCUUCAAAGUGGUGUUUCUUGGUAACUCUGGAGUUGGCAAGACCUCCUUCAUCCAUCACUUUUGCUACAGCAGAUUCUUGACUGAAAUCAGUUCCACCAUUGGCAUCGAUUACCAGGUGAAGAGUUUGAUGGUUGACAAUAUGCAGGUGGUUUUACAGCUAUGGGAUACGGCUGGGCAGGAAAGAUUCCGGAGCAUCACGAAGCAGUAUUUCCGAAGAGUAGAUGGCAUCCUGGUCAUGUAUGACACCACAGCUGAAUCCACCUUUGUGGCUGUCCGGAACUGGAUGUCAUGUGCCCAGGAUGGGGUUGAAGAUGAUGUAGUGAUGUUUCUGCUUGGAAACAAAAUGGACAUAGCUGAUAAACAGAAACCCAAAAUACCCAGGACUGCAGGUGAAAGGCUGGCAAAGGAAUAUAAGGCUGUUUUCUAUGAGUGCAGUGCAAUGACUGGCUAUAACAUUCUGGAGCCCAUGCUGCAUAUGGCAAGACUUCUGACAGCGCACGAGGACAGGCAGAGAGAGUGGGCACUGCACCUGGAGGAAUGCAACAAUGGAAAGGGAUGCUGUUUGUAACAGACCUCAUUCAAGAACAUGUCAUAAAAUAAACGAGUUGAAGAGAGAGACAGAAUGAGCUGUCUCUGAGAAAGAUAUGGAUAGAUGUUCCUGGGAGCAUUGGGACUGCCGGAAGAUGAACAAUUCCUUUUUUAUCCUUAGAAAAUUUUUGACAUGGCAUCAUUUGUAGCUGAAAAUCAUCCAUAUAUUAUCCACAUUGCUUCAGGUAUUAGCCUGGGUUGCAGCUCAGGGAUUCAACAUUUAUUAGUGUGUCUUUAUAAGUUCCGUUUGUUGGUUUAUACAAACGUACUUAGGAAAAAAUGAGAAAAAAUACAUUUCUGUGUAAGUACACCAGGUUCAUUUAAUUAUAAAUAGAACAAUUUAAAUAAA
Molecule: messenger RNA, 3132 nt
Organism: Anolis sagrei ordinatus
Lineage: Eukaryota; Metazoa; Chordata; Lepidosauria; Squamata; Anolidae
Source: RefSeq, a predicted model, not a curated record